AUGGCAUAUGGAACAGAGCUGUUUAGGAACCCAUUGGUCCUACAUCCAAUGCUGCAGAUUGAUCUCUGGAGGUACACUAAGCAGCCUUUUAUGCUGCACCCGCAUGUGCAGCUACUCAAGACCAAUUACAUGCUACACGCAGCCAGACCAAUGGCCUCGGUUCUUGCUGAGACAAGACUAAAACAGCCAGUUACCGACUUGAACAAGAAAUGUAAACUUUGCACCGAAGAGUGGGUGGAACGAGAAUCUGAAAGUCUUGCAGAACAGAACAUUAAGUCAGAGACGGCAACAGGCAGCAAUCACCUCACUGAAGAUCAGCUUCUGUGCUCCAUCUGUUUGGACAUGUUCACUGAUCCUGUCACCGUGCCAUUGACGGGAGUGGACUUCCAUAAGAAUCAGUGUCCCAUCUGCAACGAGAAGUUCAGCGCCCGACCUGAGCUUCACGUCGACAACAUCAUGGCAGAACGUGCAGCACAGGUCAGAAGAUCAGCUGUGGAGAAAGCCUGCAGCAGCUCAGAGCAACAAGUUCUGUGUGACGUCUGCACUGAGAGACAGUUGAAUAUCAAGGAGAUCAAACAGUCAGUGAAGCUUGGCAAAGAGGAUGCAGAUAAAGUAAAAAUAGCCGGCGCCGAGGCCUUCACUGCUCUGAUCGAGUCUGUCAAGGCAAGUCUGGCUCAGUUCAUCAAAACAAUCGAAGGGACUCAGAGAGAAAGAGCGCAAAAGGCAGAAGGCUUCAUCAAAGUGCUGGAGGAGGAAAUCUCAGAGCUGAUGCGAGAUAGCUCUAAUGUGCAGAAGCUCUCAAACAUUAAAGAGCAAGGUGACUUGCUCUUUAAAGACCACCUACAGUUCUUUCAAAGUUACAGAGGGCUAAACACAGAUGUAGAUUAUAAAGACUGGUCUCAGGUCAGAGUUCCUUCAUCACAUAAGAUGACUGCAAAACGUUCUGUGGCAACGCUGGUGGAGGCUCUCAGCAAAGACAUGAAUAACCUGUUCAACAUCACUGAGCUGAAGAGGGUCCAGCAGUACGCAGUAGAAGUGAAUCUCGAUCCUGAAACAGCUAACGACAGUCUCAUUCUGUCUGAUGACAGGAAACAGGUUCACUAUGGAGACAUACACCAAAUUAUACCAGGUAAUCCAAAGAGAUUAGCUAAUGUUGCUGUUCUUGGAAAGCAGGGUUUCUCCUCAGGGAAAGUUUAUUAUGAGGUUCAAGUUGAAGACAGAGAAAACUGGGAGUUAGGAGUGGUCAGAGAGCCUGUAAUCGGAAACAAAUGUGUCACACCAACGUCUAAGGAUGGCUUUUGGAUCUUGAGUUUGAGCAAUAGCGGGGCAUAUAGAGUUUCUGCAUCAGGUAACAUUUACCUGAGCACAGACCCUCGGAAGGUGGGAGUGUUUGUGGGUUAUGAGCAGGGUCUGGUGUCGUUUUACGAUGCAGAAUCUGCAGGACCAAUCCAUUCAUUUACAAACUGCAAAUUUAAUGUGAAGGUCUACCCAUGCCUCAACCCUGGCUAUCAGAGUCAGACGACACCCUCCCCCCAAUCAUCUGUCCAUUUGGUGCAGAGUAUGUGAUGGAUGGAUGGAUGGAUGGAUGGAUGGAUAUUAGAGAUCACUGAAAAACAUUGGGGACAGAAAUCUUAUUUGAAAAUAGACAAGACUAACUCCAGUGUGAUUACAGUGAUAGCAAUGGAAAACAAAAUUUCAACAAUACUGUUUUUUUAAUCUUUAUUUCAUUCAAUAAAAAAUAACACAACAGACACUAAACAAUAUUCAUGAAAACACAAUAUAUAUUUGAAUGAAAGGGAGCAGAUAGAAGAAAAAUCUUAUUAUUUCUACCCCCUUUUUAAACUUAAAUAUCAAUUUAUAUUUGUGCAGUCCCUCACCAGUUCUUUCAGUCCCGUAACUGUUCACAUUUGUUAAUUAUUAUGUCCACAUCAAUUGUCCGUUGUCAUAUCCACUCAACACACGUGAUUUAAUGUGUAGACUGAACACUUUUAGAGUUCUUGACUCUUUCCAUUCUCUGUCCAGGCAAUUCCACAACUUCACACCAUUCACAGAUAUACUCAUUUCCUUCAUUCUUGUUCUAAAUUUAGGUUUUUUUGAAGAUUUCAAAUCCCUUCAACGAAUAAAUGCUAUCUCUCUUUUCAAAUAUAUGCUGAAUAUUCUUUGGCAAUGUACCUUUAUUUGCUUUAUACAUUAUAUGCAAUAUUCUCCAGUUGACCAAAUCAUGAAAUUUAAUUACUUUAUAUUUUAUAAAUAAUGGAUUAGAUGGAGCUGUACUAUGAGUG
This is a messenger RNA of Nothobranchius furzeri (turquoise killifish), 2282 nucleotides long. The record is from RefSeq and is a predicted model, not a curated record. NCBI's taxonomy places the organism in Eukaryota, Metazoa, Chordata, Actinopteri, Cyprinodontiformes, Nothobranchiidae.